AUGUCAUUCAACUUCGGCGGUGGAGGCUCCUCUGGAGCUCCCAGCACCAAUCUUUUCGGUACCGCUGGUAACACCUUCGGUUCCAACAAUCAGACUAGCUCGAACGCUGGAUCAGGUGCUGGCAGUAGUGGUCUUUUCGGAAAUGUAGGAGCCUCUGCCACCAGUGGGAACGCUUCUCCUUCGAUGUUUGGUGCAGCUGCUUCGGGUGCACAGAGUCCAUCAAUUUUUGGAAGCGCUGGCGGUGCUACUACAGGGACUCCUGGAGCAUCUUCGGGCUUCUCUUUCGGCUCCAAGCAGACGACUGGCUCGACCACCCCCGGACAGACAGCUACCAGUGGACUGUUCGGCGGCACCGGAGCUGCAAAGCCCUCAGGUGGCCUGUUCGGUGGUGCCUCCUCAGCUACCCCAGCGCCAGCCGGCGCAUCUUUGUUCGGAAACACCUCAACUACCCCCGCUGGUCCUCCGCCAGGAUCCAAGACAACUCCGAUGUUUGGAGGACUGAAUGCCGGCGCUUCUACUACCCCGUCGUCUACUACCGCUAUCUCCUCUACCACACCCACUACUUCGCAACCACAGUCAUCCGGCGGCCUCUUCGGGGCCGGAGCUACCCCCGCUGCCUCAAAGCCUCUGGGCUUUGCCCCGGCUCCGGCUGGUGGUAAUUUGUUUGGCAAUGUCGCUAAGCCAGCCGAGUCCAGCACUCCGAGUGCCACCGCGGCGCCUGCUUCCAAGCCACUAUUUGGACUUGGAGCCACAGCUCCCUCCACUGGCGGAGACACAACCCCCAAGCCUACGUUCUCUCUAGGUGGAACACCCGCUGCCACCGGUGGAGCUCCCAAGUCUGCGUUCUCCCUCGGCGCAACUCCCGCUGCUAGCGGCGAUGCAGCUCCCAAGUCUGCAUUCAGUCUCGGUGGACCUUCGGCUGCCACCGGCGCCGCUCCUAAGCCCACAUUCUCCCUCGGUGGAACUCCCACUGCAGCGCCGUCCACUACGGCCGCAUCCACUGCUACUCCACAAAAGUCCCUCUUCCCCAGUCUGGGAGGAGCCACAUCCUCGGCCGCUCCGUCGUCUACAGCAGCCGCGCCUGCUGGAGGCUCACUAUUCCCUACCUUGGGCGGUGCUAAAUCUACGGCUGCCGCUGCUACACCCGGAACUACGGCCACUGCCCCUGCCGCUACUACUACGCCUGCGGCUGCACCCAGCCUAUUCCCUAAGCUUGGAGGUGAUAAGCCUUCCACCCAACCCGCUACUACCACUGCCUCGACGGCCACGCCAGCCCUGGGUGCAACUGCUGCUGCUGCUACUACUACUACUACUACUACUACUACAGCCGGCACUGGCGCGGCUGCUCUCGGCCAGUCGACCACUGGCCCUGCUCCCCCAGCGCAGUCUCGUCUGAAGAACAAGACCAUGGAUGAGAUCAUCACUCGAUGGGCGACGGACCUUACGAAAUACCAGAAGGACUUCCGUGAACAAGCUGAGAAGGUCGCUGAAUGGGACCGUAUGCUGGUGGAGAAUGGUACCAAGGUUCAGAAGCUGUAUGGAAACACAGUCGAUGCUGAGCGCGCUACCCAGGAGGUUGAGCGUCAAUUGGCAUCCGUAGAGGGCCAGCAAGAAGAGCUGAGCUCAUGGCUUGAUCGAUACGAACGCGAAGUCGAUGAGAUGGUUUCCAAGCAGGUCACCCCUGGCGAGCAGGGACCUGAUCAAGAGCGGGAGAAAACAUACAAACUGGCGGAGAAGCUCUCUGAGCGUUUGGAUGAGAUGGGCAAGGAUCUCACCAGCAUGAUCGAGGAAGUCAACGGGGCCUCUGCAACCAUUAGCAAGACAAACCGGGCCGACGAACCUAUCUCUCAAAUCGUCCGCAUCCUCAACUCGCAUCUUUCCCAGCUGCAGGUCAUCGACCAGGGAACCUCAGAGCUCCAAGCCAAGGUUGCGGCUGCCCAGAAGGCAGGACAGUCAAUCUCCUCGCGCCUUGGUUACGGCUAUUCCAGCCCUGGUAUGGGCGGUGGCAAUGCUGCCGAUGAUUUCUACCGCUCCUACAUGGGCAGACGGUAG
Messenger RNA from Penicillium cataractarum, 2052 nucleotides. Its product is annotated as putative nucleoporin Nsp1. Gene Ontology annotation, biological process: RNA export from nucleus; protein import into nucleus. Gene Ontology annotation, molecular function: phospholipid binding; structural constituent of nuclear pore. Gene Ontology annotation, cellular component: nuclear pore central transport channel; nuclear pore. The coding region runs from base 1 to 2052 and encodes 683 amino acids. The record is from RefSeq and is a predicted model, not a curated record. Lineage: Eukaryota; Fungi; Ascomycota; Eurotiomycetes; Eurotiales; Aspergillaceae. The transcript is spliced from 3 exons.